AAUAGCAAACCGCAGAGCUGCCUUUCUCAUUCUCUAACAGCGCUGCUACGGCCGGAUGGCUCUGUAAUAAACUAAAAGCUCCUGCUUGUCAAAAUAUAAAAAUUAAAAAGCUCUUCUUUGGCUUCAGAACAAGGAAACAACAUAAAUUCUCCCAAUUCUCGUUGUUUUGUUUUAUUUUUAUUUAUUAUUAUUUAGUGUAAAUGUGUAAAUGGCAGGGGCACAGCCCGGAGUUCACGCCUUGCAGCUCAAACCCGUGUCCGUUUCGGAAAACCUGAGAAAAGGAAACAAAUUCAUGAAAUGGGAGGAUGAUUCUCCCGUGGUAACCCCUGUGACCUUGCGAGUCGACCCACAAGGAUACUUUCUGUACUGGAUAGAUCAAAACAAGGAGACUGAACUUUUGGAUAUUGCAUAUAUCAAGGAUGCAAGAACAGGGAAGUGGAGCCGGACGCCAAAGGAUGCCAAGGUGCGGGAGCUGCUGGAUGUGGGGAAUUCAGUCGGGCGGAUAGAAAGCAAAAUGCUGACGGUGGUGAGCGGCCCAGACAUGGUGAACAUCACCUACAUGAACUUCAUGGCCUUCCAGGAGGAGGUCGCCAAGGAGUGGGCAGAUGAGCUGUUUGAUCUGGCUUCCAACCUGCUGGCCCAGAACAUGCCCAGGGAGUCGUGCCUGGAGAAAGUGUACAUGAGGCUCAAACUGCAGCUGAACCCUGAGGGCCGCAUUCCUGUCAAGAAUAUCUUCCGGAUGUUUUCUGCUGACAGAAAGCGCGUGGAGACGGCCCUGGAGAACUGCAAUCUUCCUUCAGGCAGGAAUGAUUCGAUUCCCCAGGACGAUUUCACACCAGAUAUCUUUCGAGUUUUCAUAAGCAACAUCUGCCCGAGACCAGAGAUCGACACCAUCUUCUCAGAAUAUGGCGCUAAGAGUCGGCCCUAUCUGACGGUAGAUCAGCUGACCGACUUCAUAAACAGCAAGCAGCGAGAUCCACGCCUUAACGAGAUCCUGUACCCGCCUCUGAAGGCCGAGCAGGUACAGCAGCUCAUCGAGAAGUACGAGCCCAACGUGAGCAUGGCCAGCAAAGGACAAAUAUCAGUGGAGGGCUUUGCCAGGUACCUGAGUGGGGAGGAGAACAGCGUGAUCCCACCCGACAAGCUGGACAAGAGCGAAGACAUGACACAUCCCCUCUCCCACUAUUUCAUCAACUCCUCCCACAACACCUACCUGUCAGCGGGCCAGCUGGCCGGCAGUUCCUCGGUGGAGAUGUACAGGCAGGUGCUGCUGACGGGAUGCCGAUGUGUGGAGCUCGACUGCUGGAAGGGCCGCAUGCCUGAAGAGGAGCCCAUCAUCACGCACGGCUUCACCAUGACCACCGAGAUCUUCUUCAAGGAAGUCAUAGAGGCGAUCGCAGAGUGUGCAUUCAAGACGUCCCCCUUCCCAGUCAUCCUGUCCUUCGAGAACCAUGUGGACUCGCCAAAACAACAGGCCAAAAUGGCUGAAUAUUGCAGAUCGAUAUUUGGCGAUGCUUUGCUAACAGAACCGCUUGAGAAAUACCCUCUGGAGACCGGAGCCCCACUGCCCAGCCCACAGGAGCUCAUAGGGAAGAUACUCAUCAAGAACAAGAAGAAGUCUCCUAAGUCAUCAGAGGACAGUGUGAAGAAGAAGCUAGCAGAGCAGGCUUUGAGCCCCCUCAAUGAUUCCUCUGAAACCCCAGCCCCCCCUUCAGGAGAAGUUGAAGCGGAAAGUGAAGAUGAUGAAGAUGAUGAUGACGACUGUAAGAAGUCAUCUAUGGAUGAGGGAACAGCAGGAAGUGAAGCUUUUGCCACAGAGGAAAUGUCCAAUCUAGUCAACUAUGUCCAGCCUGUGAAGUUCUACUCUUUUGAAGCUUCAAAAAAGAGCAAUAGGAGUUAUCAGAUGUCUUCUUUUGUGGAAACUAAGGCUCUAGAACAGCUUACAAAGUCACCGGUUGAGUUUGUAGAAUAUAACAAACUUCAGCUCAGCCGAAUCUAUCCCAAGGGCACCAGGGUGGACUCCUCAAACUACAUGCCCCAGGUAUUCUGGAACGCGGGCUGUCAGCUGGUGGCGCUGAACUUCCAGACGAUAGACCUCCCAAUGCAGCUAAACCAGGGCCUGUUCGAGUACAAUGGGAAGACCGGGUACCGGCUCAAGCCCGAGUUCAUGAGGAGGCCGGACAAGAACUUCGACCCGUUUACGGAGGUGACAGUGGAUGGGAUUGUAGCCAAUACCCUGUCUGUGAAAAUUAUAUCUGGACAAUUCUUGUCAGACAAGAAGGUCGGCACAUAUGUGGAGAUAGAAAUGUUCGGACUUCCUGUCGACACGAAGAGGAAAGCAUUCAAAACGAAGACAUCACAGGGCAACGCAGUGAACCCCGUGUGGGAGGAGGAGGCCAUAGUGUUUAAGAAGGUAGUGCUACCCACUCUGGCGUCACUCAGAAUAGCUGUGUUCGAGGAAAGUGGGAAGUUCAUUGGCCACCGCAUCAUCCCUGUGUCUGCCAUCCGCCCAGGUUAUCGCUACAUCGGCCUCCGAAAUGAAAAGAGCCAGUCGCUGCUGUUAUCGGCCCUUUUUGUUUACAUUGAAGUCAAGGACUAUGUCCCUGAUACCUUUGCAGACGUGAUUGAGGCACUAUCCAAUCCUAUCAAAUAUGUCAACCUGAUGGAGCAAAGGGCCAAGCAAUUGGCAGCUCUCACCCUGGAGGAGGAAGAGGAGGAGGACGACGGGAAGGAGGUAGAGCCGGGGGGUGACGACCCAUCCGAACCUAAGAAUGAACCCAAGCCAAACCCGGCGGAGAAUGGUGUGAGCCACCCCCCAUGCAGCACCCCCCGACCCCCGUGUCAAGUAACCAACCAGCCCCAGUCCAAAGGGUCAGUGAAACCGGCUGCAAAAACUGAAGAUGUUAUACAGAGUGUCCUGACAGAGGUCGAGGCACAGACAUUAGAGGAGCUGAAGCAGCAGAAAGCAUUUGUGAAAGAGCAGAGGAAACAGUACAAAGAGAUGAAGGAGUUGGUGAGAAAACACCACAAGAAGACUACAGACAUGAUCAAGGAGCAGACAGCCAAGAACAAUGAGUUUCAGAACGAGUACUUACGAAGGAGGGCUGUCCUUCAGAAGAAUGUCAAGAGAGAUAGCAAGAAACGGGUCCCACCAUCCAGCCCGGAGCAUGGCCUUUCAUCUCUGGAGCAGGAACUCUCAGACCUGGACCAGGAAUGCAACCAGAAGCUCAGGGAGCUUAAAGAGCAGCAGCAGCAGCGACUCUUGGACUUGCGUCAGGAGCAAUAUUACAGCGAGAAGCACCAGAAAAAGGAACACAUCAAACAGCUUGUGGAGAAAUUGACUGCAGUAGCGGAGGAAUGUCAGAACAUGCAGCUCAAAAAGCUGAAAGACGUCUGUGAAAAGGAGAAGAAAGACCUGAAGAAGAAAAUGGAUAAGAAACGACAGGAGAAGAUCAAUGAGGCCAAGUAUAAGGAGAAGAACCUCACCGAGGAAGAGAAACUGGAGAUCAACAGGUCUUACAUCAAUGAAGUGGUUCAGUCCAUUAAACGGCUAGAGGAAGCACAGAGCAAGAGGCAGGAGAAGCUUCAAGAGAAGCACAAGGACAUUCGGCAGCAGAUAAUGGAUGAAAAACCUAAGCUUCAGCACGACUUGGAUCAGGAAUAUCAGGACAAGUUCCGCCGACUCCCAGUGGAGAUUCAGGAGUUCGUCCAGGACACCGCUAAAGCCAAGGCGAGUGAAGACGGGGAGCCUGGCCCCCAGCCCCUCACCCAGACCCUGGGGGAGCCUCACCACACGGCAGGCCAGUCUGAGGAGGACGUCGAGGAAGACGAGGGCGUAGAGAAGACCUUCGACACGCUGCUCUAGGCCGCCUCUCUGCCAUCGUUGUUCUCAAACCCUCACUGUCUGUCUGUUUCAGUUUUGUUUUCUUGCCACCCGUUGCCAUGGAUGCGCCUCCCGGUUACGGAAGCGGCCUGUCACCUGGGUGCUGAUGGCAGGAGCCCCAAGCGUGAAUGCUGCCCCACCCCAACCCCUAACCCACUGUGCCCACUAUCUUGCAAUAUUAACAGUGAGAGUAUAGCAACAGUUCGCCCAGUCUGCGAGGGUGAUGCUCUCCGCUGAUCAGCGUUUAGAAAUGCGCUAAGUAAAGAAAAAAACUGAAUUAAUGGUGUUAAGGAAAUAACAGAGGAAGGGGGCAGCCGAAGGUGUUAUAUGGACAGACGCACCCAGAAUGUGGCCCGGUGUAUGACUGGUGCGAGGCCCCAUGUUUCCAGUGCCGUCCGACCGGGGAACAUGCCGUCACUGGUGCACUGUACGGAGUGUGCAGCAGAGCAGUAGAGAGAAAACGUGCACUGUACACUCACCGAAACGUCAUAAGUUAUCUGCAAGCUCAGCUGGCUUGCCAAGUCUAAUUUGUCAUUUUGACCCACAGGAAUAUCUGUUGCUGCUGUUAAUAUGAUUUUCUUUGUAUAAUGUGUACAAAAGAGUACAUCUUUUAUAUCUUUUGUUUUUCCCAUUUUAAAAAAAAUGUUUGACUUUCUGAAUUUUAAUAAGUAGUUAUGCAUUAUGUGGUAAUCGGAUAAGAUUCAGAGAUGCAGGAAAGAAGAAUCUGCACAUAAUGUAAAUGGUAUCUGUAAAAGGAGAGCCCCCAUCUCUUUGCGUCGAGGCAGUGCGACUUGUUUUCAGAGUUUGUAAAAAAAAAAAAAAAAAAAGUAAACUGUUUUACACGUGCACUUGAAGAAGAACACUCAGCGGUAUUUGUGCAAACAUAAGGGUGUGUGCGGGAAAUGCGGAAAGGUAAAGGUCCCUGCACAGCGACACCUCCUCCCCCCACCGGCCAAACACACACAUGCCCACACUCUGUGCCUGGAACAUUUAGCGAGCGACUUGGGUAAAAAGAGAAGGUAAAGGGUGCGUUUCCUUCAGUUCCAGCAUCCAAGAGAAAGUUGAGGCAGGUUAAACAAUAUAUAUGUGUGUGUGUGUAUAUAUAUAUAUACAUACAGACGUUGCUCUACUUACGAACUUUCAACUUACGAACUUUCAGACAUACGAACGAAGAGGACCGUAAGUCCAAAUUGUGUUCAUUGGGCUCCCGUUUCCUGUCUGCAGCAUCAGUUUGUUUUUUCUGUGUGCCAAUUACAGGUAGUACGACUUCUGGCCGCUACUCCCGCCGCGUUGCAGCGUAGCGUGCGCACUGCCAGCAUCCUAGUUCUUUGUACUUCCGUAUAUCCUUAAAAUGAUAUUGAAUAACGACUUACGAAUGGCCGUUCAGAACAUAUCUCAUUCGUAAGUAGAGGAGCAUCUGUAUAUAUAUAUAUAUAUAUAUAUAUAUAUAACAGAUUCCAAUUUAAAAUACUGUAAUGCAGCAUGCCCAGCGUACCCAAGGCUGAAUAGAAGUUACAAUAUUUUGUAUUUUAGUUUUUUUUUUAUUUUAUCAGUAAACUGGGGAAUUACAGUUUCUGCCUUGAUUGAGAUUUUGAGCUUUUUUCAUUCUUCAUUUAUUGAACAUAUUUAUAAUGCAUAAAAUGGAAAUACUGUAGGUUCUUAAUUUGUUUAAAGUUUACAUUGAAAGAUAAUAGAUUAAGAAGGUGAGAUUGUACUAAAGAAGACUAGAGGAUUAUGUAGGAUUCCUUAAGCGAUGGCUGCCGGCAUUUGUGGAUUUUAGCUCUGGUGUCUCCUGAUUGGCUCAUCGUUUCCUGUUUUCUGCCAUCUGUACUAAAGAGGUGAUGUUGAUGUGGCUUCAGUGGUGUCUCUCUCUUUCUCACGGCCUUUCUUCCCUUCAUCCCUCUUGCCAUGUUUGGAGUCCCCCUCCUUUCCUGUGGUUCAGGUCACCCCUCUUGUGUCAUGUUUUCAUACAGAUAGUCUUCUGCACUGUAAUUUCUGCCGCUUUUAUUCUGAAAUUAAAUGGACGUAGAAGCUGUAAUGGAUACAUUUACAUAUAUGAUGCUCCAGUGAAAGAUUUCUUUUUAUUUAGUGGAUGGUUGCUAUGACUGGUCACCUGUCUGAAAAGCUAUGUAGAAUACAGUGUUCUGCGGUAAACAGGAAUUGUCAUAAUUUAAAAAACUCAAUAAAUACGUUAAUUAUGGGAAAACAGUUUGUUUGACUGACUUAGUGACAGAGAUGACAAACAUGUUAAUUGAGCCAUAUUGCUUGUUGAUUUCGGAGGCGAAUGAAGGGUAUUUUUCAUGUAAUAUUUACAGGCCGAAAGUGAGAUAUUACUGACAGAAUUUACCCAUGCUUGUAUUUUUCAUUUUGUCACCUUCCUUCAUAUAUUCACACAGACAAAUAUGUGCAAACUAUAUAGUUUUAUAACUGUAUGUGAUAUAGUCAACAGGUAUUAACAAAACAUUUGGAAAUAUGGAAAUUGAUUCAGUAAAUAUUGUACAGUGCUUAAGUCGUUGUGCUGAUUUCUUCAUGCAGUGUCACACGUUUUCCUGCAUCCAUCAUUUAGUGACCAUAUUUUAAAGCUUCAGAAUAGAUGCACGUUUACAAUUAAUCCCUGUUCUACAAACACCUUUAAUUCAAUGUUGCUUUAGGAGUGCAAAACAGAUUCUGUUCUAAGUAGUGUUCCACCAGAAAUUUUACACAUUUAUCCACGCAUAAAGUAAACCAUUUUUGUCUUUACUUGAAUGAAGUUUACACUGUGAUGUGAACAUGGAUUCCAAAAUAAGUCCCGAAGAGGAAUUUGUGGACAAUGGGAUGUGUUUGACCUUUUUAAUGUUGAAUGUGUGAAGUGCAUUCUUGUGUAUACUGUCCCUGUAUUAAAGCUGUAUUUCAAUAGA
Molecule: messenger RNA, 6780 nt
Organism: Brienomyrus brachyistius
Lineage: Eukaryota; Metazoa; Chordata; Actinopteri; Osteoglossiformes; Mormyridae
Product: 1-phosphatidylinositol 4,5-bisphosphate phosphodiesterase beta-1-like
Exons: 32
Coding region: 209-3865 (1218 amino acids)
Biological process (GO): memory; lipid catabolic process; phosphatidylinositol-mediated signaling
Cellular component (GO): nuclear speck; cytoplasm
Molecular function (GO): calcium ion binding; phosphatidylinositol-4,5-bisphosphate phospholipase C activity; calmodulin binding
Source: RefSeq, a predicted model, not a curated record